Molecule: messenger RNA, 4764 nt
Organism: Rhea pennata
Lineage: Eukaryota; Metazoa; Chordata; Aves; Rheiformes; Rheidae
Gene: SULF2
Product: sulfatase 2
Exons: 22
Coding region: 338-2977 (879 amino acids)
Biological process (GO): glomerular basement membrane development; heparan sulfate proteoglycan metabolic process; positive regulation of Wnt signaling pathway
Cellular component (GO): Golgi apparatus; cell surface; plasma membrane
Molecular function (GO): glycosaminoglycan binding; calcium ion binding; N-acetylglucosamine-6-sulfatase activity
Source: RefSeq, a predicted model, not a curated record
AAAAGAAGAAGGGCGAGCAGGAGGUGGAGGCAGGAGGCGGCGGGGGACGGCGCCCGCCCGCCCGCCCGCGCGCUUCCUCUGAAGAUCCAGAUUUGCCUUUCAGGCUGCUUUUGACUACUCUAGAAAAGUGGCGACACAUUGAAUCUGACAUGAUUCUUCCCAGUUGUACUGCUGCAGAUGGAGCUCUGAAUAUGAGGAAUGAAAAUUGAUGUGACUUGUUGGUGUUCCUUCUGCUAUAGCCUGGCAAGUCUCUGAGCAGCAGAGGAGCUCUGCAAACAAAAAAGAAAUAAAAGACAUUAACCCACCUUGUUCAGGGAAAACACUAAAUCAGCACAAUAUGGCACAGCAUAGUAUUGUCCUUGGAUUAUUCAUGAUGACUGUUUUAUCACUGUUGGAUGGAAGUUCAUCUUUCCUGUUAAAUCAGCGUCUGAAGGGAAGAUUUCAAAGAGACCGUAGAAACAUCCGUCCAAACGUCAUCCUUGUUCUUACUGAUGAUCAGGAUGUAGAACUUGGUUCAAUGCAAGUGAUGAAUAAAACAAGGCGGAUCAUGGAACAUGGAGGUGCUCACUUCAUCAAUGCCUUUGUGACAACACCCAUGUGCUGCCCAUCUCGCUCCUCUAUUCUUACGGGGAAGUACGUCCACAACCACAACACUUACACUAACAAUGAGAACUGUUCUUCUCCAUCCUGGCAGGCUCAGCAUGAAAUACGUACGUUUGCUGUGUACCUCAACAACACAGGAUACAGGACAGCUUUCUUUGGAAAGUAUCUUAAUGAAUACAAUGGUUCCUAUGUCCCUCCUGGUUGGAAAGAAUGGGUUGGAUUGCUUAAAAACUCCCGAUUUUACAACUACACACUCUGUAGAAAUGGAGUGAAGGAGAAGCAUGGAUUUGACUACUCCAGGGAUUAUCUAACUGAUCUGAUCACCAAUGACAGUAUUACCUUCUUCAGAAUCUCAAAGAAGAUGUACCCUCACAGGCCUGUAUUGAUGGUUAUAAGCCAUGCUGCUCCUCAUGGUCCUGAAGAUUCAGCCCCUCAGUAUUCACAUCUCUUUCCUAAUGCCUCACAACACAUCACUCCUAGUUAUAACUAUGCUCCAAACCCAGACAAGCACUGGAUAAUGAGGUAUACAGGUCCUAUGAAACCUAUACACAUGGAGUUCACUAACAUGCUGCAGAGAAAGCGCCUUCAAACACUCAUGUCUGUGGAUGACUCUAUGGAGACGAUUUAUAAUAUGUUGGUUGAAACAGGUGAACUGGACAAUACCUAUAUAAUAUACACAGCUGACCAUGGUUAUCAUAUUGGGCAGUUUGGGCUAGUGAAAGGAAAGUCCAUGCCAUAUGAGUUCGAUAUCAGAGUUCCUUUCUAUGUCCGAGGUCCAAACGUGGAGGCUGGGUCCUUGAAUCCUCACAUUGUAUUGAACAUUGAUCUUGCACCUACAAUUCUAGAUAUUGCCGGACUGGAUAUUCCGUCUGAUAUGGAUGGUAAAUCCAUUCUAAAACUUCUGGAUUCUGAGAGACCAGUGAAUAGGUUCCAUUUAAAGAAAAAGAUGAAGGUGUGGAGAGACUCGUUCCUAGUGGAGAGGGGUAAGCUACUGCAUAAGAGAGAAAAUGAGAAGGUAGAUGCCCAAGAAGAAAACUUCCUACCCAAAUACCAGCGUGUGAAAGACCUCUGUCAGCGAGCUGAGUAUCAAACAGCCUGUGAACAGCUUGGGCAGAAGUGGCAGUGUGUGGAAGAUGCGAGCGGAAAGCUCAAGCUGCACAAGUGCAAGGGAAUGGCAAAUUUGGCAGCUGCAAGCACCAGCAAAGGCACCUCAAACCUUUUGCCCAAGUAUUACAACAGGAACAGCGAAGACUGCAAUUGUGAAGAGAAUGAAUAUAAGCUGAGCCAUGUCGGACGGAGGAAGAAACUCUUCCCCAAGAAGAAGUACAAACCAAGCUAUGUCCGGAAUCGCUCUAUCCGUUCUGUGUCUGUUGAGUUGGAUGGAGAGGUUUACAACUUCGGGCUAGAGGAUGGAUACCAACCAGUCCUACCAAGGAACAUCACCAAAAGACACAAGAUACAGAGGGAUAUUGCUCGUGAAGAGGAAGAUAGAGACAUGGGGGAAUACAGUGGCACUGGUGGCAUUGCAGAGUAUACAGCCCCCAACCUAAUAAAAGUGACUCACAGGUGCUAUAUCUUGGAGAAUGAUACCGUUCAGUGUGACACAGAUCUGUACAGGUCACUGCAAGCUUGGAAGGACCAUAAACUUCAUAUUGACCAUGAGAUUGAAACUUUGCAAAAUAAAAUAAAAAACCUGAGGGAGGUGAGAGGUCAUCUGAAGAAGAAGAGACCUGAAGAAUGUGAUUGCAACAAGAUAAGUUACCAUUCGAAACACAAAAGCAAACUGAGGCAUAGAGGAUCUCAUCUACAUCCUUUCAAGAAAACCCUACAGGAGAAAGACAGGCUGUGGCUGCUUAGAGAACAGAGGCGAAAGAAGAAACUGCGCAAACUGCUGAAGAGAAUAAAAAACAACGACACAUGCAGCAUGCCAGGUCUCACCUGCUUCACCCAUGACAACCAGCACUGGCAAACUGCGCCCCUGUGGACACUGGGACCUUUCUGUGCCUGUACCAGUGCCAACAACAACACAUACUGGUGUUUGAGGACAAUCAACGAGACCCACAACUUCCUGUUUUGUGAAUUUGCUACUGGGUUUUUGGAGUAUUUUGAUCUCAAUACUGAUCCAUACCAGCUAAUUAAUGCAGUGAAUACGCUAGAUAGAGAUGUUCUCAAUCAACUGCAUAUCCAACUCAUGGAACUAAGAAGCUGCAAAGGAUAUAAACAAUGCAACCCGAGAACGAGGAACAUGGAUCUGGGUCUUAAAGAUGGAAGCUACGAGCAAUACAGGCAGUUUCAGCGUCGAAAGUGGCCAGAUGUGAAGAGACCAUCAUCUUCCAAGUCGCUAGGACAACUGUGGGAAGGAUGGGAGGGCUAAUGUCCCCCAACUGCUGGACCUCAGCGAGGAUAUCAACUGGCCAGAACUUGAAUCUGUGUACAGUCUAAAUGAAAAUGUGUAUGAUUUCAGAAAGAAUUAUAAUGUUAGCCUGGAGGACUGGAUGAACUUCUGAAGCUCAGAUAGAUAGAAUUUUUGCACUGUUCAGUGAAUUAAAUAGAUGCAGUGAAAUCUGGGAACUGCUGUCAGGAACACAGGUCUCUGAAAUCCACUAUUGUACCUGCUUUUUGCUUUGGAUUAUACCUCACCUGCUUCACAAGGCAUUUUACAAGAAGUCACCACUAACACUGUUCCAAGAGUUGGCAAAAGAGGAAACGCAGCUGCAUCCCAAAGAGGACUGCCAUCCCAGUAGGCAAAGGGUACGCACAGACAUUUCCAUGGGAGGAAACUUAAAACAGUUCUUGAUUCAGCUCUAUCUUCCAAUGUCAUGAGAAAACUUCAAAGCCAAGUAUAACUGUAAAGCAAGAUUUAGAAAACAUGGACACUUCUGCUUCUAACUGGGGUGUAGAUAAUGGUGGAAAAGAACUAUUACGAGAUUCAGGAAUUCAAGUGGGCAGCAUUGAAUGAUUCCAACAUCAUGAUAUUUCUCAAAUUUCCUCUGAGGAUAUGUUUUAUUUCAAUGUCUACUUGUCCGUCCUAUUGACACCUCUAGGAACUCUAGAGAAAACUUUGACUAACAGAAAACCAGAUUUCAGGGAGGGGGGGGGGUUAUGUACAUAUUGAUUGAUAUACUGUCUGAAAAUGAACUCCUUCAGGUUGUGAAGAAUUUUGUUAAUAAAAAGUGUGGAAUGCCCACAUACCAUUUCUCAAAAUGUUACUUAAUGUUGCAUAGUACAUUUCAGAAUUCAUCCGUUUCUAAAAGUACUGAAAAAUUUCAGUAGAUGUAUGUCUUAAAUUUUAAUGAAAUCAGAUUUGUAUAAAGUCUUUUUAUGUGGUAAUAUUAUAUUGUAUGUUCAAAACCAAAACCCUUCCUUUGAGAAAGCAACAUUUGUUUAGCAGUGUAACUUUUAAAAAUAAAUAUAAAAGAGGCAGCUCCAACAAGUUCAAUACUCUGUGGCCAAUAACUUAUAAUACUAUAGUUCAGUCUACAGAAAAGUAAAUUUUCUGAGCAAGUGCUACUGUCUUCAGUAAAGACUAAAAAACAGCAGUCUACUAUAGAAGCACAGCAUACAGAGUCUGAGUAUUUUCCAUAAACAGAAGGUUAUUAAACACGUUGUAAUUCAGGCACUAACAGGGAGAUCUUCAUAAUUUUUCCAUGUUACUAGGCCACCUGUUUUGAGGCCCACGCAAGAGAGAGCUCAUACGCUACUACAUCAGCUACUAUUCUUCCUUUCAAUAGCCUGCAAUGUCAGUAACGAUCUUCUCUACUGAGGCUUGGGAGAUGUACCUACAUUUUAUGAAGAAAAUAUUUAAAAUAGAAGACUCAACCAACAGUGGCCUUUACUCUUAACACUAGAGGUACAUCUUUUUCCAAAACACAAACUUAACUUGCAUUUCUAGAAUACAGUGUAAAAAUAUAUCAAAGAAACAAUUUUGAUACCUCCUUCUGCUUUUGCACAUUAGGCAACUCAAGUAGAAUUACUUAACUGGGGAUAGAGAUCUCUGGUAUCACAUACCCAUACAAGAAAAAUAUACCUGAAUGUAGAAACCGAACAAAAAAAACCCUCAAAGAAGUGCUGCUGGGGUCUUUUACUUUAUGUGUUAUAGUAAAACUAGACUUGAGCUUGUAUUUGUAUCACAUAUAAAUGAGUCAAAUAUACUUUCCAAAA